GAACGUCCAUGUCGACGAUUUUCAAGAGAACGUUUAGUAGCAAGUCAAGCUUAAAUCAAUUCAAACUACCAUGGUUCAGUCAGCAGCUUCAGAAGUUCUCUAAGCAACUAGAAGCCCAGCCAGUUUUGAACGAGAAAGCUGAGAAACAGCCAGAAGAGAAGACGCUGAUAGAGCCAGCGAGCAUAAAUAAACCAAUUAUAGAGAAAGAAUAUAAGCAGCACAAAUACUCAACCGCAUGGUUCAAAAUUUCCCAUAAGAAGUUGAAUGACCUCGCUAGUCAGAUCGCUAGCAAACCGGUCGAUAGCGCUAUCUUGCAAAUGCAGUUCUCUGAGAAGAGAGCAUCGAAUAGAAUCAAGAGCACGCUUGCCUUGGCUAGGGAUCACGCCGUCGCAAAGGGUCUCGAUAGAUCUUCUCUCAUCGUCAAGGAAGCGUAUGUUAAUAGAGGUACACCACACAAAAGAAUGGAUAUCAAGGGUAGGAUGAGAACUGGUAUAAAGGAGCACCCUCAUUCCAGACUGCACGUCGUUCUCACCCCCCAGAAGUCAAUUGAUCAACAAAAAGCGGAAAAAUACAGCAAGAAACUCAACAAAGUGAGGUCACCAGGAGUUGUUAGGCAAUCACCAAAGAUUAUAAACAGUGUACCAUACUACAAUUGGUAAUUCAUCACUUAUUUCGUUUUAGAUAAUUUUCUAUGCUGCUGAGGUGUGUUCUGAAGGAGUCGUUUUCUCUAUCAUUAGCGUGUCUGUCUGAUGUAUUCUGCUUGCUGGUAAUAGUGCCCCGCUGUUUGCUCCUGCUAGCACGUUCGUUCUGCUGAGCAGCCCGCUGCUGGUCGGGUAUCCAGUUUGACUUGAGAAUGCGGCGUAUACUCUCGGGCGAGCGCUUGAACUUCUCACUCAGGCUUGCUACGUUGAACUGCAGGCUGUCAUAUUGGUGGAGCUCCUUUAUGCCAAUCAUAGCUGCUCUCGAGAGCUUAUUUUUUGGUUUCCAGCCGUCUGGGUACUUGCUCUUUAUUCUGCUGUUAUGCUUCUUCCAAUAGUCGCGAUCUUUCAACUGUCUUCUCUCUUGCUUAUCGGUGGCAACGAGGGAAGAUAAAGCGAGGGGAGAAGCGUUUGAAGGCGUCCAAUCACGUUUUCUCGGUAAAUUAGUAUAAAAUAUUUUAGUUUUGUUCAUUUUUCCUGAUUUUUAAAUUUUUAAUCCUAGCAAUCAAUCCAGAGAAGGCUCACUUGAAAAACUACCAC
Molecule: messenger RNA, 1238 nt
Organism: Wallemia mellicola CBS 633.66
Lineage: Eukaryota; Fungi; Basidiomycota; Wallemiomycetes; Wallemiales; Wallemiaceae
Product: ribosomal protein L22
Exons: 1
Biological process (GO): translation; ribosome assembly
Cellular component (GO): ribosome; mitochondrial large ribosomal subunit
Molecular function (GO): structural constituent of ribosome
Source: RefSeq, a predicted model, not a curated record